AUGAUUCAUGGUGGAGGGGGGUUUGAUAGCAUUGUGGGAUACUUUGGCGGAACAGAGAGCAGCCAUGUGGUGAGGGUGGGCUGUGCCCUGAGGGACGACCAGCUGGUGCUGUACCAGACAGACAGAGAAGAUGAGCUGGUCCCGCUCAAGCGCCCAGUGUUCUGUCCCAUCACCCAUCUGUCGCCCGAGGCCGCUGCCUCCCUCCCAACGGACACCGCCAACAGGGGUGUGGACGUGGGCGUGGCCGUCGUCCUGGAGACCACAGACCAGCACGUCCUGCUGACCCGCAGGGCCCGACACAUGAGAACCUUCCCCAGGGUGUGGGUACCGCCGGGCGGGCACAUAGAGCAGGGGGAAACACUGCUGGAGGCCGGCAGGCGGGAACUGCAGGAGGAGACUGGACUUCACCUUCCCAAGUGUCGCGGAGACGUCCUUGGGCUGUGGGAGUCAGUGUUCCCCCCCAUGCUGAACCUGGGCCUGCCCAAACGCCAUCACAUCGUGGUGUACGUACACCUGCUCGCCCAGCAGUCUCAGGCGGUACUGCAGGACAGACUGGAGCUGCAGGCUUCUGAGGUGGACGGGGCAGCCUGGCUGGACAGGAGCCUGGUGGAGGCUAUUGUUGCAUCAGAUCAGGAGGAGGAGGGUGUCACGUGUUCAAGUCCAUCGAUACCAAAGACCUUCAAGUGA
This is a messenger RNA of Branchiostoma belcheri (Belcher's lancelet), 687 nucleotides long. RefSeq names its product nucleoside diphosphate-linked moiety X motif 17-like. Gene Ontology annotation, molecular function: NADH pyrophosphatase activity. NCBI's taxonomy places the organism in Eukaryota, Metazoa, Chordata, Leptocardii, Amphioxiformes, Branchiostomatidae. The coding region runs from base 1 to 687 and encodes 228 amino acids. The transcript is spliced from 5 exons. Gene Ontology annotation, biological process: NADP+ catabolic process; NAD+ catabolic process. The record is from RefSeq and is a predicted model, not a curated record. Gene Ontology annotation, cellular component: cytosol.